AGUGUAAUAAGGGAAGAGAUUGAACUGAAAACAGAGAGCGGGAAGAUUUGAUUUGCGUUUGGCUUUUCUGGGAAGGAGAAUUCUAUUUCUCGAGACGAAUUGGGUUUAGGCGUGGGUUUUCGAAAGGCACUUUCGUUUGGUGUUCUUGCGAUUUCGCUUUGGGAUUCGAAGGUUCGUUGGUUCUCGAAAGGAACUCGAAGGGAAAGUGCACGCGCAUUUGCGAUUUGUCUUGUGUAGCGGCCAAGGGUUUUGCUGGUGCACUAAGAGAAGGUUAGCUGCUGUGGAUGUUCGAUUUGGUUCGUGAAUUAGCGAGGGUUUGUUCGUGCACUGUGAAGAAGAAUUUGGUUCAUGACUUAAAAAAAAAUGAAAUCAAGGAAUUAAUUUAAAUAAACUUUUUUUCAGUAUAUUUUGAAUUUGUAAUUUUGUCUCUGAAGAGUGAAGAGAGAGGAGAUAGGGUUUUGCAGAGUGAUGGCGGAACCUUCAAGAAAUAUGGAGGUGGAGAAGCUGAUCUCCUACACCGACGACCUCGUUACGGUAUUGGUGGAACCGCGCGACCUCAACAACCUCUCAUAUUGUCACCAACAAAAGCUCUCUAUGUCUUCCACUUCCCAUUCCCACCACCAAGACGUUCGCUCCUCCCUCCAAGAUUGUGAGAAAAAAGUAGAUGCUUGCAAGCAGCAAAUAGAGGAAGCUAGAUCUGAGACUGUUUCUGACGCGGAACUGGACCUUCUGCAGAGAGGACUGGAGGAAGAACUUGAAAAAGAACGUUUGUUGAAAGAAGAGUUUAGAGCCAUCGGCGAAGAGUUUAAUGAUCUAGAACAGCAGUGGAUUUCUGUCCAAGGGCAAAAGAAGACCUUGCAGAAAAUUGAGAAGACCAAGCUAAGGGCUCAGAUGAUACUGUCAAUGUAUGCUUCUGUGACAAAUAUUGUGCCUGACUUGGGUGAACAAACCAAAAUCUCAGGCUAUAUUGUGGAUAAGGAUAAAGAUGCAGUUGAGAAGUUUGAAUAUGAUACUUCUAAGAUGACUGCUUUUGAUAUAUGUAAUGGUGUUUGGAAAAUAAUUAGUGAGUGAUGCAUGUCAACCACAUAGGUUGAUACUUGCAACGAUGUAUUAUUUUCUCAAUUUUGAGUGGACUCUUAGUAGUCCUACAAUUCACUCAUUGGUAUAAGAAUUCUGUCUUAAUUUAUUAUGAAUGAAAAUCUUGCAAUGCUGAUAUCAA
Molecule: messenger RNA, 1219 nt
Organism: Vigna unguiculata (cowpea)
Lineage: Eukaryota; Viridiplantae; Streptophyta; Magnoliopsida; Fabales; Fabaceae
Product: kinetochore protein SPC24 homolog
Biological process (GO): regulation of chromosome segregation
Source: RefSeq, a predicted model, not a curated record